Messenger RNA from Amborella trichopoda, 853 nucleotides. Its product is annotated as ricin B-like lectin R40G3. The record is from RefSeq and is a predicted model, not a curated record. Lineage: Eukaryota; Viridiplantae; Streptophyta; Magnoliopsida; Amborellales; Amborellaceae.
AAGGCAAUCCACCUUCUCAAGGUGUCUUCUCUUUUGUAUUACAAAAUUUCAUCCUCAUGGCCCAUCACUCUAGAACUCAAGGCUACUCUGAAUAUGACUGUGACACAUAUGCUGAUGGGUAUGCCUAUUCUGGGCCAUAUGUGACUGAUGAUUUUGGCUGUGAAGGCCAAAUUCAGCCCCAAAGGCCCUUGCAAAAGAUGGAGUGUAAGACUUAUGAGCCCCACAAUUCAACCCAAAGGGGCUUUCGCAAGGGGCCAGUGCUCCCUCAAGGCCAGACUGUGAAGCUCACUUCCAAGGGCAACACUGACUUUGCACUUGGUGUCAGAAAUGGGCAAGUGGUCAUGGUGUACUAUAACCCUAAUGACCUUACUCAGCAAUGGAUAAAGGAUGAGUCAUGGAGCAACAGUGUGAAUGACAGUGUGGGUCACCCUGCCUUUUGCCUGGUGAACAAGGCCACUGGCAAGGCCCUCCGCCAUGCACCCGGAGCCUUCCAACAGGUCCUUCUAACUAAUUACGAGCCGGGAUCAUUCGAGGAUGCGGUCAUGUGGACACAGAGUCAAGACUUUGGGGGUGGAUACAAGACCAUAAGAAUGGCAAACAACAUCCAUCUCAACCUUGACUGCUUCCAAGGAGACUUGAAGCAUGGUGGAAUCAAAGAUGGAAACCAAGCAGUGCUUUGGACUUGGAACGGCCAAGACAACCAGCUUUGGAAGAUCAAUCCCAGCUAUUAAGUUUUUUAAUGUUUUUCUCAACUUAUUGUCAUAGGCCUUUGAGGUUACGUCUCUAGGCCUCACCAUAUAAAUAAAUGAAAUAAGUUCUUAAUGUUAUGAAAUGGGUACACCUUUUUAUGAAA